Molecule: messenger RNA, 3365 nt
Organism: Condylostylus longicornis
Lineage: Eukaryota; Metazoa; Arthropoda; Insecta; Diptera; Dolichopodidae
Gene: KCNQ
Product: potassium voltage-gated channel subfamily KQT member 1
Exons: 20
Coding region: 66-2831 (921 amino acids)
Biological process (GO): transmembrane transport; potassium ion transport
Cellular component (GO): membrane
Molecular function (GO): voltage-gated potassium channel activity
Source: RefSeq, a predicted model, not a curated record
UUUGUAUUUACAGUGCGUGCAAGCUUACCGAUAGGAGCCGAGCCGAUAGGCUUGCACAACCACGAAUGUCACUACUGGGGAAACCAUUAAAUUAUAAUCGCGGCUCACGACGUGAUGCCCGGUAUAGAAGGUUACAAAGUCGGGUCUAUAAUUUUUUAGAAAGACCUAGAGGUGUACCUGCUAUCCUUUAUCACGUUAUGGUUUUUUUUAUGGUGUUCACGUGCCUGGCCUUAAGCGUAUUUUCCACAAUUAAAGAAUACGAAGAGCAAGCGUUAUAUAUAUUAUAUAGAAUGGAAAUUUUAGUGGUUAUUUGGUUUAUAAUAGAAUUUUUUUUAAGACUAUGGUCAUCGGGAUGUCGAUCUCGUUACCAAGGCGCUGUGGGCCGACUGAAAUUUUUAAAGCGGCCAUUUUGUAUUAUAGAUGUAGUUACAAUAGCAGCAUCAUUAGUAGUAUUAGGUAUGGGCACAUCUGGUCAAGUAUUUGCUACGAGUGCUUUACGUGGCCUUAGAUUUUUUCAAAUUUUGAGAAUGGUACGAAUGGAUCGACGUGGUGGAACAUGGAAAUUAUUAGGAAGUGUUGUAUAUGCUCAUAGACAAGAACUGAUAACAACUAUGUACAUAGGUUUCCUUGGCCUUAUAUUUGCAUCUUUUCUCGUUUAUUUAAUGGAAAAAGAUGUCAAUGAUAAAUUUAGUAAUUUUGCUCAAGCCCUCUGGUGGGGUGUGAUAACACUAUGUACAGUAGGUUAUGGUGAUAUGGUUCCAGAAACGUGGCAGGGUAAAUUAAUAGCAUCUUUUUGUGCACUUUUAGGAAUUUCAUUUUUUGCCUUGCCAGCGGGCAUCUUAGGUAGUGGUUUCGCUUUAAAAGUUCAACAACAACAAAGACAAAAGCAUAUGAUUAGAAGAAGGCAACCGGCAGCAACAUUAAUACAAUCAUUAUGGCGUUGUUAUGCUGCUGAUGAACAUUCAGUAUCCGUGGCAACAUGGAAAAUUCAUCAAGUACCAUUACCAAGUCCUCCUCCGUCCUCAGAAUACUGGGAUAGAUUAUUAAAAAAUUUGACCGAAUAUAGUUCGAAAUUGGAACCACCAGAGAAGUUAGCAUCUGCUUCCAGUGCAAUAGAACUCAAGAUCAAAUCAGGUGCCAUGGUUCAAUAUCUAUAUAGAAGAGGCCGACAAAUAAAACUUUCUUCGCCCAGGCGGGCAUCUUCUAGUUUCAAACAUAAUGCAUCAUUUGUGGCACGGUUACCAACCAUCCGAAGGCAUAAAAGUCAAUCAUUACAUUCACCGGGCAAUCAAAAAACACCAGGAAGUGAUCGAUUAGGUAGUGGAACUGGUGGUGGAAGCGGUGGCGGAGGUAGUGGUGGUGGUGGUGGUGGUACUGGAUCAACUCGUACAACAAGAUGUGCACGUUUAAAUGAUAUGAAUACAUCAGCAGAGAAUUUGGAAGUAACAAAUAAUGGAAGGCGUUUGAAAGCAAGUCUAAGUGAAGAUUCUGUUGCAGAAACGGCCAUCUCUAAAAAGAACUCGGAUGAUACAUUCAAUGAAGAAGAUGAAUUUUCAUCGGCCGCACCAAGCCCAUUUAGUGAUCGUAAAAAUAGUUGUGUGAGUGAAGAUGAUGAACAAAAUAUACAAACAAUUCAAUCACCAUUAAUACAAAGAAAACGUAAAUCUAUUGAAAAUGUUGGAAUUAAUGGACCAUUAACUGUUAGUGGUGCAUCAGUUUUGCCGUUAACUGUUAGUGGUGCAUCAGCAUUACCAGUUAUGUUAUGUGGUUUAUUACCAAAAGAUUAUGUAACAACAAAUGAAUCAUCAUCAGGAUAUCGAAGUCAAUUUAAAAAAUCACAAUAUUUUAUAACGCCAUCUGCCAGUACUGAUCAUAUUAAAAAUGUUGGUCAUGAAGAUGAUGAGCCUCGUUGUGUUCAAUUAACAAAUCAACACAAAACUGCAAUUAGAUUUAUUAGGAAGAUGAAGUAUUUUGUAGCACGACGUAAAUUUAAGGAGGCUUUAAAACCAUACGACGUUAAAGAUGUUAUGGAACAAUAUGCAGCCGGGCAUGUUGAUCUACUCGGCCGAGUUAAAAAUGUUCAAACUAGGUUAGAUCAAAUACUUGGUAAACAAGGAUCAAAAGCAAAAGACGUUUAUGCAUCAAAAAUUAGUUUAGCGUCCCGGGUAGUUAAAGUGGAAAGACAAGUAGCGGAUAUUGAAGAAAAAUUAGACAUAUUGAUUAAGGCGUAUAUGCAAGACCGUGAAAGGUUUUUAUCUCUUCCAUUAGUUUCUCAACAAAUUCAACAUUCCAAUUCAAGCAAUAAUAAUAAUAAUAACAAUAAUAAUAAUAAUAGUAAUAAUAAUAAUCAAAAUCCACCAGGUAUUGGUGGUAUAAAUACUGGUACAUUAGCUAUUAGUGCUACUACUGGUGCAAUUACAGCUAUAGGUGCUACAUCGACAAGUACAAGUGGUGCAUUAAAACCUAAACCUAUUUUAAUAGAUAAUAAACAAUUUUCGGAGCCGAAUUCUCCAAUAUCGAAAACUUUCGAUGAAAACGUCCAAUCACGUCCUCCUAUGAAUCGGGGCUAUUCAGAUUUAGGAAAUCGUAUUAAAAAACGUGUUACUUUAAGUUCAAUACCACCACAGUAUGUUGAAACAAAUUCCGAUCAACCGGAUGAUGUUGUAAUUGUAGUGCCAGAUUUAGAAGUAGAUCAAUUAGAAUCAGUUAUAGUUGGUGAUAUUCCUGAUAAUGACGAUGUUCUUGAACAAGAUAUUGAACCAGGAAGUCCAAAAACUACAACUGAAAGUUCUACAUCAUGUGAUGGGUAUUCAUCGACAACAUCCUUAUAGCAACGACAGGAUAUUCAAUGCAAUCAACAUAAUAAUUAUGUUACAAUUUGGGAUGGGACCAAUUAUCAAGCUUAUCAUUAUGAAGAUGAUCAAACAACGCUUAUUUAAUAUAAAUUUUAUAUAUAAAGACUAAAAAAAAAAAAAAAAACAAAAAAGAGAAUAUAAAAACAAAAAACAAAAAAAAAAAAAACAAAUAAAAAUUAGUAUAAAUGUAAUAUAAAAUUAAUAAUAUAAACAAGGAAAAAAAAUACCGUAAUAUUUGAUAAUAAUUUUUUAUUAUUAUUUAUUUAUUUAUUUACUCUUUUUUUUGUUUUUUUUUUCUUCUUUUCUUUUAAUGAAUUGAUUUUAAUUAAAUAAUAACGCACGUACGUUGAAAAGGUAUAGCAAAUGAUUGGUUCCAGGAGGAAAUUGUAUACAUUUUUCUUUUUUUUUGUAUUUUCUUCAUUUGUUUUUGUUGUUGUAUUACACGGUAAAUAAAAAUGAAAAAAUGAUUAUAAACGAAUUAAAGGAUUGCAUUGAAUAAAAGCCAUUAAA